AGUAGGUGUGACUACUGAGCCGCCCACACAAACAAUGUCAGAAGUUCCAGUGACUCACACUUUUAAGAUACUGGUUUUAGGAGACUCUGGGGUCGGAAAGACGAGCCUCAUCAAGUACUACACCGACGGAGAAGCUUCUAAAAGCAUACUAUCAACUAUUGGUAUAGAUUACAGUGAUAUUAAUGUCACUGUGAGGGGCAUCACAGUCAAACUGAGAGUAUGGGAUACUGCAGGCCAGGAACGAUUUCACACGUUCACAAAGCAGUUCUUUAGAGGAACUCAAGCAGUCAUUUUAGUGUAUGAUACAACUUCAUUGAAGUCAUUUCAAACGCUUUCUGUUUGGAUAAAGAUGUUAUCAGAUUUUGGGCUCACUGAUUUAGAUGCUGUGAUAGUUGGGAAUAAAAGUGAUCUUCCUGAAUCUGCUGUGCCUGAUGAUUUAGCAAAAGCAUUAGCAACAAAUAUAAGUUGUGAUCAUAUACUAACCAGCACAGUAACAGGCUCCAACGUUAAAAAGACAUUCUUCAAAAUAGGAGAAGCACUGAUACACAGUCAUAAUAUAUUUGCUCCUGGGCUAGAAGCAGCAGCAGCUUAUGAAGGAACUGGUAAUGAGCCACACAGUGGAUCUGUUAGUCGUCACAGAGAAAGAAUAGAGUCGAUAGUACUAUCAAAAGAACACUAUGACAAGAAAUCGAAAGAGAAGAAGCCAUGCUGUUAAAUAAUAUAUAAUAAUAUUAUCCUUAUUAUUAUUAUUAUUAUCAUCACUCUCAUUAUUAUAGUGGCAAAUAUUUUUAAA
Amphimedon queenslandica is the source of this 793-nucleotide messenger RNA. Its product is annotated as ras-related protein RABD2a-like. NCBI's taxonomy places the organism in Eukaryota, Metazoa, Porifera, Demospongiae, Haplosclerida, Niphatidae. The coding region runs from base 35 to 715 and encodes 226 amino acids. The transcript is spliced from 7 exons. Gene Ontology annotation, molecular function: GTP binding; GTPase activity. The record is from RefSeq and is a predicted model, not a curated record.